AUGGUUGGAAGCAACUCAGUUGGAAGCAGCAGCACGCCUUCUGUUGAAUUUCCAUCUUUACCUAGGUGUGGAUGCGAUCGUGUAAUGAAGAUGUGGAUCGCCAAUACUGUUCAAAACCGUAAUAGGAAAUUUUGGAGAUGUCGUAACACAGGAAAUGGGAAUAGCAGUGACCUGUUUGUGUGGGAUGACGAAAUUGGAGACUGUAUGAAUGGGAAUAGCAGUGGCCUGUUUGUGUGGGAUGACGAAAUUGGAGACUGUGUGAAUGAGAAUUCUAAUAUUCAAGCAAGUUUCCAAAACUUUGAGAUGGAAAAUGUGAAGUUCGAAAUCACAGCGAAGAAGUUAGAAAAAGCAAAGAUGAAGAUUGAAGUUCAGAAGAAGAAGUAUUUCAAUUUGAAGAUGGCAUUUAUGAUGUCUUGGUUUAUUUUUGCAAUGUUGUACAAGUUAUUGUAA
Messenger RNA from Lathyrus sativus (Indian pea), 450 nucleotides. Lineage: Eukaryota; Viridiplantae; Streptophyta; Magnoliopsida; Fabales; Fabaceae. The record is from the annotation of a GenBank genome assembly.